AUGACCAUUGACGGCCUUGACAUGAAGGCAGAACUGAUAAACAGGUCAAUGCUAAAAGCCUACGAGGUAUACUGUCCUCUCAAAACCAAAAGGACAACAAGAAACGUGCCCUGGUGGAACGAGAGGCUAAGCAAGAUGAGAUGUAAACUCCGGAAACUCUUUAACACCACAAAAAGAACGAGGGAUUGGGCUAACUACUCAAGAGCCCUAAUGGAGUACAACUCAGAGACAAGGAAAAGUAAAAGGAAGACCUGGAGGCAAUUCUGUGAGGGGAUUCAAAACCUACCAGAAUCAGCCAGACUCCAAAAAGCCCUUCAGAGGGAUGUGCCUAAUCCUCUUGGCACAUUAAUACGGGAGGAUGGGAGUCACACAACAGGCAUGGAGGAGACUCUUGAAGUCCUCAUGAACACCCACUUCCGAGGGAACACCCCAUUAGGCAAUUCAACAGGACAACACUUGAUACCCUGGAAUAGGAAAUCGCCUAGGGAAAUUGCAAUGGCGAGAAGAUUCUCAAGUAAGCUGUUCAAGCCGGAGGUCGUGAAGUGGGCUGUCGAAUCUUUUAGCUCUUUCAAGUCCCCAGGCGGGGACGGAAUAUUCCCAGCUCUCAUCCAAGAAGGACUAGAGGUCCUUAUAAAUCAUAUGAUAGCUUUGUUCAGGGGCAGCUUUGCCCUAGGAUACAUCCAAAUCUAUGCUGCAGUCAGAAGCAGGGGCAUCUCCCCCGACUUAGCAGCUUGGAUUAACGCUCUGCUCAAGAGCAGGGAGGUGACAGCAGAAUUGGGCGGCUAA
Messenger RNA from Macrosteles quadrilineatus (aster leafhopper), 786 nucleotides. RefSeq lists its product as uncharacterized. Lineage: Eukaryota; Metazoa; Arthropoda; Insecta; Hemiptera; Cicadellidae. The record is from RefSeq and is a predicted model, not a curated record. The transcript has 2 exons. Bases 1 to 786 code for a protein of 261 amino acids.